GGCAGGGCAGCGGGGCAGCUGAAUGGACGGAGCGGCAGUAGCAGCUGGUGCCGCUGCCCGGGGUCCCGGUGCAGUUGGAGGCUUCGGAGACGGGGCGGGCGGCGCGCCGAGCGCAGGGGCAGGGGGCUGCACUGCCGGACCCGCCGCCGCCGCCGCCGCCGCUUCCCCCCGGCGCCCCGGGAAAAUGGCUGUGGGGUUGGCCGCGCCGCUAAGUUUGCUUCCGCGCGGGGAGCAGCGGGGCAGAGCCGGCCCCCAAGUCCGCGGCGGCGCCUGGCAGGAGCCGAGGGGGCGCGAGGGGGCUGGUCCCGCUCCGGGCUGUACAAAAAAGUUGAGGCGGGCGCGCGGGAGGAGGCGGCGGCCGCCGCGGUGCGGCUCCCCUCCCCUCCCACACCCCGUCCGGGCCGCCUCCCCUCCUCCUCCUCCUCCUCCUCCUCCUCCUCCUCCUCCUCGCGGCGCCCCCCGGGCCCGCUGCCCACGGCGCGGGUCCCCCCCGGGCGCGCGCAGCUCCCCGGCUGCAGGCCGCGGCCCCCUGCCCCGCGGGCCGGAGGAGCGCUUCUGCUUCCUGACAUGGUGCAGAGCGCAGGGAGGAGAGAGCAAUGGCGCCGUGACACUCGGCUGCCGCCACCGCGGGCCCGGGGCGGGCCGAGGGGGCCGAGCCGCGGAGGCGGGGCGCGCGGGCUGGACUCGGGGUGUCCCGGGGGCGGCCGCCGGGGCCGGAGGGGGGGUCCCGGGGCUGCGCGGGCGGCGCCCUGCCCGUCUCCCCCGAGCGCUCCGUCCUGGGCUCCGAGUUGAGCGUUCCGGUCCAAGUGGCCGGCGGGCGGGGGCGCGGUGGGCCGCCGCCGCCGGGCUGCGGGGCGGAGCGCGCUGCCCUCUCGGCGCGCGUGGGCUGCUCGCCGCGCCCCGGGCCGCGCGCCCUGCGAGGGUCCGAGCCCCCGGGCCGGCGCGGGCGCUGCGUGUGUUUACUUUGCUCGGCCGGGUCGCUGAUUCCGCGUCUGUGUGUCUCUCUCUCCUCCCCUCGGCUGCAGCGGCGGCGGGAGAGCUCGCUGAGCUGGACCCCCACAGAUCGCCCGUGAAAAUGAAGGCGGCGGAUGAGCCUGCCUACCUGACAGUGGGAACGGAUGUCAGUGCCAAGUACCGCGGUGCCUUCUGUGAGGCAAAGAUUAAAACUGUGAAAAGGCUGGUGAAAGUUAAGGUGCUCCUGAAACAGGAUAAUACUACACAGUUGGUGCAAGAUGAUCAAGUAAAGGGUCCUUUAAGAGUUGGAGCUAUUGUUGAAACAAGGACAUCUGACGGAUCUGUUCAGGAGGCUAUUAUCAGCAAGUUGACGGAUGCUAGUUGGUAUACUGUGGUGUUUGAUGAUGGUGAUGAGAGAACCCUGAGACGCACCUCGCUGUGUCUGAAAGGAGAACGACAUUUUGCAGAGAGUGAGACACUUGACCAGCUCCCAUUGACAAAUCCAGAGCAUUUUGGAACUCCAGUAAUCGCAAAAAAGACAAACAGAGGAAGGAGGUCUUCUCUUCCUGUUACUGAAGAUGAAAAGGAAGAAGAAAGUAGUGAAGAGGAAGAUGAAGACAAACGCCGUCUUAAUGAUGAAUUAUUAGGAAAAGUUGUAAGUGUGAUAUCUACAGCUGAGAGGACUGACUGGUAUCCCGCUUUGGUAGUAUCUCCCAGCUGUAAUGAUGACAUCACAGUGAAAAAGGAUCAAUGUUUAGUUCGGUCAUUUAUUGAUUCUAAAUUUUACUCUAUAGCAAGAAAGGAUAUUAAGGAAGUAGAUAUUCUCAAUCUUCCAGAAUCUGAGCUCUCCUCUAAACCAGGGCUGCAGAGAGCAAGCAUCUUCCUAAGAACUAGAGUUGUCCCUGAAAAUUGGAAAAUGGAUAUAAGUGAAAUCCUCGAGUCAUCGAGUAGUGAUGAUGAAGAUGGCCCAGCCGAAGAAAACGAUGAAGAGAGGGAAAAGGAAGCCAAAAAGGAAGAGGAAGAGGUGCCUGAGGAAGAACUUGAUCCUGAAGAGAGGGACAACUUCCUCCAACAGCUUUAUAAGUUUAUGGAAGACAGAGGUACUCCAAUCAAUAAACCACCUGUUUUGGGCUAUAAAGAUCUCAAUCUCUUCAAACUCUUCAGACUGGUUUAUCAUCAGGGUGGAUGUGACAAUAUUGAUAGUGGUGCUGUAUGGAAGCAAAUUUAUAUGGACCUUGGCAUUCCUAUUUUGAAUUCAGCUGCUUCCUACAAUGUAAAAACUGCUUAUAGAAAGUAUCUCUAUGGUUUUGAGGAAUACUGCCGUUCUGCAAAUAUUCAGUUUAGAACUAUUCACCACCAUGAACCGAAAGUAAAACAGGAAAAAAAGGACUUGGAAGAAUCAAUGGAAGAGAUUCUAAAAGCAGAUCAAGAAAUGCCUUUGGUGGAAGUGAAGAGUGAACCUGAGGAAGACAUUGAUUCAAACAGUGAAAGCGAAAGAGACGACAUAGAAUUAAAAUCUCCCAGGGGCCGAAGGAGAAUUGCUCGAGAUGUAAAUUCUAUUAAAAAGGAAAUUGAAGAAGAGAAAACAGAAGACAAAUUAAAAGACAAUGAUACAGAAAAUAAGGAUGUGGAUAAUGACUAUGACACUGCAGAGAAAAGAGAAACCGAGCAGCUACUUGGAAGAAAAACUACACCAAAGCAAAAGGAGAAGAAAAUUAAAAAGCAGGAAGAUUCCGACAAGGACUCAGAUGAAGAGGAAGAGAAAAACCAAGAGAGGGAAGACACUGAAAGCAAGUGUGACUCUGAAGGGGAAGAAGGUGAGGAAGACAUGGAGCCCUGCCUAACGGGAACCAAAGUGAAAGUGAAAUACGGACGAGGCAAGACUCAGAAAAUCUAUGAAGCCAGCAUUAAAAGCACUGAAAUUGAUGAUGGGGAAGUUUUAUACUUGGUGCAUUAUUAUGGAUGGAAUGUCAGGUAUGAUGAAUGGGUGAAGGCUGACAGGAUAAUCUGGCCUUUGGACAAAGGUGGACCAAAGAAAAAACAGAAGAAGAAAGCUAAAAAUAAAGAAGAAAGUGAGAGGGACGAGGAGAGGCAGAAAUCCAAACGGGGACGGCCGCCGUUAAAAUCCGCUCUGUCGUCAAGCAUGCCAUAUGGCUUAUCUAAGACAGCGAACAGUGAAGGAAAAUCAGACUCUUGCUCCUCAGAUAGUGAAGCAGAAGACCCAGUAGAAAAGAACUUGAUAAAUGAAGAACUUUCUCCUGAUAGCAAAGAAGAGCUGGAGAAAAAUGAACACUUAAGUGAUGAUAAACUAGAGGAAGAAAACCCAAAGCAUGCUGCACAUAGCUUGAAAGAAAACGACAGGACUCAGAUGCAGCCAUUGGAAACCUUGAAGUUAGAAGUUGGAGAGAGUGAACAGAUAGUACCGAUUUUUGCAAACAAAGUAGACCAAGUAGAAGAAAUGAAGAAAGAAGCAGAAAAAUCCCCCAAAGGAAAGGGACGACGAAGCAAGACAAAAGACCUCUCUUUAGAAAUGAUCAAGAUUUCAUCAUCAAGCCAGGAUGAAGCCGGGAGUGAGCCCCAUCCAGAAGCCCACAGCCUUGAAUUUUCCUCACUGGACAGUAAAAACUUCUCCUCUGCCGCCGAGGAUGACAAUGACCCGUGUGGAAAGGAAAAGAAGUUGAAACGGAAAAUACUAGGACAGUCAUCACCAGAGAAAAAAAACAGAGUCGAGAAUGGGCUGGAAGUGGCAAACAGCGUCGCUCAAGAAAGGACCAGUGACUGUAUCGGAUCCGAAGGGAUGAAAAACGUAAAAUUUGAGCAGCACUUUGAAACCGAACAUGAAGGAAUGCCGUCACUGACAGCAGAAUCGAACCAGUGCGUGCAGGAACUGGGCAGUGAGAAAUCGCAGUGUCCAGCCGAGGAAAGCCCGCCGGCUGCGCUGAAGGAGGAGGAGGAGGCGAUGCCUCUGAUCGGGCCCGAGACCUUGGUGUGCCACGAAGUCGAUCUGGAUGACCUGGAUGAGAAGGAUAAGCCCGGUGUCGAGGACGCGGUCGUCGAGAGCUCUGAGGCCCUCUCCCUGGUCCCUGGGCCACCGGGCCUGCCUCCUGCCACGCAGCCCAGCUCCUCGGUGGCCUCACCGCUGACGCUCAGCCAAGACGAGUCCCGCAGUGUGAAAAGUGAGAGCGACAUGACGAUCGAGGUGGACAGCAUCGCGGAAGAAUCUCAAGAAGGUCUCUGUGACAGGGAGUCAGCAAAUGGGUUUGAAGCCAGCGGUGCCUCUGGUCCCUGUGGUAUAAUCGUUCAAGAGAGAGAGAGCAGAGAGAAGGGCCAGAAAAGACCAAGUGAUGGAAACAGUGGGUUACUGGCAAAGAAGCAGAAGCGCACCCCAAAGCGAACAAAUGCUGUAGCCAAAAAUGAAAAGAAUGGAGCAGGACAAAGCAGUGAUAGUGAAGAUCUUUCUGUCCUGGACAGCGCAAGGAAAUGUACACCCGUGAAGCAUCUGGGUGUGUCCAAGCCACAGAAGCUCACUCGGUCUCCUGCAGGAAUGUCCCCUCACAUCAAAGACGGAGAGAAAGACAAACACAAAGAAAAACAUCCAAGCUCGUCCCCUCGGACAUACAAGUGGAGCUUUCAACUCAAUGAAUUAGAUAAUAUGAACAGUACAGAGAGAAUCUCUUUUCUCCAAGAAAAACUACAGGAAAUCAGAAAAUAUUACAUGUCUCUGAAGUCUGAAGUUGCCACCAUAGACAGGAGAAGAAAAAGAUUAAAAAAGAAAGACAGAGAAGUGUCUCAUACAGGAGCCUCCAUGUCAUCUGCUUCAUCAGACACUGGAAUGAGUCCCUCAUCCUCAUCACCCCCACAAAAUGUACUUGCUGUAGAAUGCAGGUGAUAAAUGUUUCCUCUGCCUUCCCAGCUGCCAUGGACAUAAAUCCCCAAACCCUGAGACACAACCACAGAAAGCACUCAACUGGUUUGACAUUGCUAAGUAUCUCCUCUAUAUUCUUCCAGGCUGGAUCGUACCUAUUCCCUUCUUAUUUCCUUUUUUCUUGUUGAAAACAAAUAAGCAGAUGAAUAAUCGAAGGUUAGGCAGCCUGCCAUAUUUGUCAUAACUUUUCCUCUUUCUUUUUUUUUCAUUUUUUGUGAUAGAGAAAAAAAGGGCACUUAGCAAAUUUGAAUUUGUAUAAUAAAGCUUUCAGGUGUUAUAGAAAUCAUAGACAAGCAAGUGCACAUGAUAAACAUCAAAAUAUUAUCCAGCUGAGUAGUUACCGUUGCACUUUCACUGAGAUGUGUUUGAACACUUGGUGAGUAGGGGGUUUAUGUUGUAUUUUUUUGUUGUUGUUUUUAUUUUUGUGGAAGCACUUGCUAUUUAGAACUGCCAAAGUAUAUGUUCAGCAGUGUGCCCAGGUUUAAAGAUGUAAAUGGGACAAAAUAAAUUGUGAAAGGAAGUGUAGUUGACUGAAAACUACAGUUGUAAUAAGUCUUCCACUUUUUAUAGGAUUUUUGAGCACACAAUUAUGCAAAUAUUUUAAUGUUUAUUAAUGUUUACAGUGGAAUUGUGAAUAAGUUUUCAGUGGACUAUCUUAUCCCUUGACAAAAAUAUUUUGUCUUUUUUCUAUGUAAUUUCAGAGUUUUUAUUUUGUUACAAAAAGACAAAAAUGAAAUAUAUAACAACAAUGAAGUUAUUUAACAAGAUUUCUAAAGCUGAAAAUUUUGUGUAAAAUAAGGUAUUAUCUUGCAACUUGUUAAAUAUAUUUAUUCAGACAUUGGAUGUUGUAUUUUUAUGUAUUUUUUAAAAUAUUAAUAAAAUUGAAAAAAAGAAAAUUCUAGGUUAAUUCACUCUUUGGAUGGCAGUAGCGCUCAGCUGUCCCUGGCCUGGUUGAAGGGAGUCUGUCUCAGUCCUUCAAACAGUAGAGAACUAUGAAUGGGCAUCUGGAUCAGUAAAGCAUGUCCUUGUUUAGAGACUUUGGCAGUCCUAGUAUUUAAACUGUUUUGAGGAUCAAAUUUUUGGUUGCCCUUAAGAUACUUUGUCACAGUUUUUAUGUUUGCUGUACUGCCGAAUAAAUUUAUAUCUCCCAAAGUUGAGAUGCAACAACUAAGUAAAGCAACUAUGUAUGCUUCGUCUGUGAAUUGUUCCACAGACUGAUACAUUUUGUAAAUAAUUCUUCCAAAAUCAUGUAUUUAAGCAGUUUUGCAUAUAUCUUAUGUAAAAAAAAGUGAUUUUUUAAAAGCGAUUUUUAAAUUCAUGUUUGUACAUUGAAGGGGUUUUUUUUUAAACCUCCUUUUCUGUGUUUAAUAUGCUGUAGAGUAAUAAUCUAGAUGCUCUAGACUGUAUAUCAGGAUCUGAUUUACAAGAACAAAGUCAGAGCUAAACACUAGUGAUGACAUAGCAUUACUGAAAUCAUUGUUUCUUAAUUUCAUUUUACCACAUUGUGAAUUUGUGACUCAGAUUCCUUCCAUUUUCUCAGAGAAUUAAAAACAAACAAGUACUCUUGUAAAAUGCACUUUUCUGUCUUUUCUUUGCAAAGCAGAAGUAUUUCAAUGUAAAAUAAAAAAUGGAGCUCAGCGGGCAGUAUUAAUAAAGGCCAUGUUUUAAACAUA
This is a messenger RNA of Oryctolagus cuniculus (rabbit), 6552 nucleotides long. The record is from RefSeq and is a predicted model, not a curated record. Lineage: Eukaryota; Metazoa; Chordata; Mammalia; Lagomorpha; Leporidae.